AUGCUCGGUGUCGAAGGCUACGGCAGUGACAGCGACAGCGACACCGAAAAGUCGUCGAUCUCCCUUCCGCCGCCUUCGAAAAGCACCAAUGCUGUUCCCUCGGGCUCAAAACCUGCAGGAGGCUUGUCGCUGCCUCCGCCUAAAGCCAAGCGGCCAAAGAAGAUAGCCAUCGGUUUGCCAGAUCUACCUCCAGAAGGUGACAAGAACGACGACGACGGGCCGCCUGCGAAGAAGGCCCGUAUAGAGCCUGGCGCACGCACAUCAGGAUUGCUCUCCAUGUUGCCGGCUCCGAAGAACAAGGCGCCUGUUCUUGCUGCUCCGGAACGUGUCGUCCAAGUCGGCCUUGUGGAGGAUGUGCCAGACGAUGACCAAUACGACCAGGAUGAGUCUACGGACGCACCAGAAGCACCAGAGGCAUCUAAGGCGCCGUCUUCCCUACCGUUUCUGCCUCCAUCACUUGUGAAAGGGAAAGCUAACGUGUCCGUGGAAGAGAAGGCCGAGCGACCUAGGGCUGUCCGCUCUGUCAUUUCGGCACCGGCUGUCGACUUCUUCUCGUUAGGUUCGUCCAGCAUAUCCAGUGCUCCAUCUGCCGUCAAAGCACCACCUUCCAUGCCUGCAUCCUCCCCACCGAAACUGCCCCUCAUUCCGGGUGUCUCCUCCGCUCCCAAGAUAGAGGACUUCGUCCCUCCCGAACCCACACCUCAAGAUUCAUAUCCCGGCUACUACAUGCUACCCACAGGUGCCUGGGCUGCCUAUGAUCCCGACUACUACCGCAAGUUCUACGACAAAUGGAAGAAAGAUUACGACAAUCAUGUGCGAGGUCAGCGCGAUCUCGGAGAUGGAGAGGGCGAAGAAGAGAUUCAGGAUAGGGAAGAGAAGAAGGCACUGACGACAGGAGGCGCGGACGUGCCUGUUGCACCGAAGAUGAACAUCAAGGGUGCCGCUCUUGGUGGCAGAGCCCGAACUCGACAUCAAUUGUCUACACUGCUCACGGAGGCUUACCAAAACCGGGAGGCAUUGGAAGAGCAGAUUGCUCAGGGUCGGCGGAACCGAAAAGAGGCCGGCAACAAGCUUCUGAGACGAUUGUUCAACUCAUUGUACUAG
Fomitopsis serialis is the source of this 1104-nucleotide messenger RNA. RefSeq names its product mitotic checkpoint regulator, MAD2B-interacting-domain-containing protein. The record is from RefSeq and is a predicted model, not a curated record. Lineage: Eukaryota; Fungi; Basidiomycota; Agaricomycetes; Polyporales; Fomitopsidaceae. The transcript is spliced from 7 exons. Gene Ontology annotation, cellular component: nucleus. Bases 1 to 1104 code for a protein of 367 amino acids.